AUGAAGUCAGAACUUCUGCUGGUGUUGGUCUUGUCUCUCUGUGUGAGCAGUAAACCCCUGUCCAAAAGGAGGACAUAUAAUAAGUUGCUGCUGAUCUCCUUUGAUGGUUUCAGGUGGGAUUAUGACCAAGAUGUCAACACACCAAAUCUGGACGAACUAGUUAAAGAAGGAGUCAAGGCAAAAUACAUAAAUCCCCCAGCGAUCACCAUGACAUCUCCAUCACACUUUACAACUAUUACUGGGAGAUGGAUAGAGGAUCACGGUGUUGUCCAUAACCUGAUGUUUAAUGAUAAAACUGGCCUGAGAGUUCCACACAAGGCAACACUGAAAAGAUCAGAAUGGUGGGAUAAUGGCGCUUUGCCCCUGUGGAUAACAGCCCAGAAUCAGGGUCUGAAAACAGCAUCUUUUCUCUACCCUGGUGGAGGAGUGAAUUACAGCGGCCAAGCUGUGGAUCGUUUCCUGGUGGAAGAUCAUGGGCAACCUGAUGAUGAGACAGAGUGGCGGCAGAACAUUGACACGGUGAUGGGAUGGUUCACCAAAGAGGACUUUGACUUUGUUACGCUUUACUAUGGAGAACCAGACAACGUGGGUCACACUUUCGGCCCCGAAACCCCAGAGAGAAUAAAGAUCAUUGAACAGAUCGACCGCACUAUUGGCUACCUCAGGGAGGCAAUUCACAAAAAUGGUUUGACUGAUCAUCUUAACGUCAUCCUGAGCUCAGACCAUGGCAUGACCACUGUUAAAAUGGCCAGUGAGGUUAAUGAGAUAAAAUUGAGCAAUUACAUGAGUUUAUUCAAUCUAGCCCGCUUUGACCUGCUUGACUACGGUGGGUUUGGGAUGAUUACACCUAGGGAGGGCAAAGGACAGGAAGUUUAUGAUUCCCUGAAGAACGCACAUCCCAAUCUGACAGUCUAUAAGCAAGAAGAGAUACCAGAGCACUUUCACAUACGCAAACAUGAGAGAAUUCAACCCAUCGUCCUUCUGGCUGACCUGGGCUUCAAUAUCAACUCUAGGGUCAUUUUGCAUAUCAACAAAGGAGAUCAUGGAUUCAGUAAUGAGGAAAUGGAUAUGAAAAUGAUCUUUCGAGCCUUUGGGCCAGACUUUCGGGACAAUUUCUUGGCUGAGCCAUUUGACAGUGUCAGCAUCUAUCCGUUGAUGUGUAAGCUGUUGGGUGUAGUUCCAGAAGCAAACAAUGGCAGUCUCAGUGACACCAAAGACAUGCUAGUGGAUAACUUUGAUGCUGGUGGGAGCAGUGGAAGAAUCAAGGUGUCUUUGAGCCUUCUGCUACUAAUGAUAAUUAUCUUAACCUUAAUUUGAAGAGAUUUGCCAAAACUAACUAGCGAUCAGCAAGCCCAAAAUACAUUUAAACUAAGAACACUAUAAUCACAAAUGUCUAUUAAAUAAAGACUUCUUCCAGUGCUGAAUGUGAUGGUGAUAACUGAACUUUUUCCUUUCAUAUUUAUUAUAUAAAGUAAAAUUAUACAAGUUUAUACUGGAAGUUUGUUUUUAUUGUGCACACAUUUAUGAAAUAUAGCAAAUAUCAAGCAUGGUCACAACAGUCAACAAAUGUAUUUGUGAUUUGCUAAACUUCAGAUUUUAUUUACAUGUGAGUUUUUAUAAAAAUCCCUUAAUCCCACAUAUUCCACUUCCCUUUAAGUGCAUUCAAAACAUAAAUACACAUUCUUUUAAGUUUAGAGUACUGAAAAACACACACAACAGCAUCAAUAUUGCACACAGUAUAAUACACAGAGGUCAACAUAUAUAUUUUGAAGCAUUAUAUAAAUUUCAUGCACAAGAAAUAUUUAAUUGAAGGGGAAAUUUUAGUUUGUGUUCUUGAUUACAUAUUACUGUAUGUAUAUUACAUAAACAUGUUAAAAAAAAUACAGUCUCGCUGAAUGCAAACAAGAUUUGUUCAGGUAUUUUGAUCAAAAUCAGCUCUGCAAACCUUUUUACAUGUUAUCAUAUUUACUGUAUCAUUGUUUCGUAAGCAUCACAUUCAUGAUGCUAAACUGACAUACAUCUGCACUUUU
Sinocyclocheilus rhinocerous is the source of this 2030-nucleotide messenger RNA. RefSeq names its product ectonucleotide pyrophosphatase/phosphodiesterase family member 7-like. NCBI's taxonomy places the organism in Eukaryota, Metazoa, Chordata, Actinopteri, Cypriniformes, Cyprinidae. The coding region runs from base 1 to 1317 and encodes 438 amino acids. The transcript has 5 exons. The record is from RefSeq and is a predicted model, not a curated record.